GUUCACCACACUGCCGUGUUCGUAGAAAAUCGGGCUAGGGUUUGCGGUUCGGUCGGUCUCCGAGGUGCGUCCCUGCAUCUGUAAAGCGAACGAAUUUGGAGCUGAGGUUUCGUCGUCCACGACGCUCAGAGGUGUGUGUUAGAUUACUGUAAGAUGGCUGAUUCAGAACCAGUCCUCUCACGUAUUGAAUCCACAAGUUCAAUGAUCGAGCAGCUCCGCAAGGCAUUUGGUGAUCUGGAGACUCACAGAGGUGCUUCCUUAAACUGCAAACUGCAGUGGGAGGAGCUACAGGAACACUUCUAUAGCAUUGAAAGUUCAUUAAAGAAGAGAUUUGAUGAACUAGAGAAGAAGGAGAUGGAAUUUGAAGCCAAGGCAACUGAAACCCGUGAAUCUCUCAAGCAGAGAGAAGCAGCCGUUGCUGCCAAGGAAGAGGCUUCAUUAGAUCGCUUGCAGGUGCUGAAGGACUCGGCUGUUGCUGAGAUUGGGGAGGCAUGCAGCAAGUACAAAAAGGCAUCAUCCCCAAAACCUGCAGAUACUUCUGCCAAUUCCGAAUGCAAGGUAAAUAGCUAUUCCAAUGGCGAACUCAAUGCACCAUUAUCUGGUACAGAGGAGAAUUUGCCUGAUAGCCCAAGCGGGUCUGCACCUGCUGAAACUGCUGAAGUUAAGCCCCGUCCUCAGUUGAAGCAAUUAUGCGAAGAGAUGGAUGCAAUAGGGCUUUUGAAUUUCAUUUCGGAGAACCGGAAAGUUCUUGCUGCAAUACGUGAGGAGGUUCCAGUUGCCCUGAAAAGUGCAACCAAUCCAGCACAGUUGGUGCUGGAUUCACUGGAGGGGUUUUACCCUCCAGGUCAAACAACCCCUCCGGGGGAUAAGAGGGAUGGUGCCCUUUUGGGUUUGAGAAGGUCUUGUGUUCUGUUGUUGGAGUCACUGGCUCCCCUUUCAAUAGGAACUACACCAGAUGCAGAUCACCCUGUGAUCACCCCUGGAAUUAAACAGCAAGCGAAGGCAAUUGCUGAUGAAUGGAAGCCCAAAUUGGCUGAUGUGGAUGCUGAUGCUGCCAAUGGCAAUUCAUUGGAAGUGCAGGCAUUCCUGCAGCUACUCGCUACUUUUAAUAUUUCUUCAGAUUUUGAUGAAGAUGAACUAUGCAAGCUUGUACUUGCAGUUUCCCGUCGCAAGCAAACACCUGAGCUCUGCCAUGCUCUUGGACUUGUACACAAAAUGCCAGGUGUCAUUGAAUCACUUGUAAAUAGUGGGAGGCAGAUUGAUGCUGUCAACUUUAUAUACUCCUUCCAGCUUACAGAGAGCUUCCCACCUGUACCUCUUCUAAAGACAUAUUUGAAGGAUGUGAGGAGAAAUUCACAAGGGAAGGGUGGAAAUGCUGGUCCAGGUGCUGCUCAGAAUGACGGCAAUGCAAAAGAGUUGGCUGCUUUGAGAGCCAUAAUGAAGUGUAUUGAAGAACACAAACUGGAGGCAGAGUACCCACUUGACCCCCUUCAGAAACGGGUGGCACAGUUGGACAAAGCAAAAGCCGAUAAGAAAAGGAUGGGUGAAGCAGCAAAGCCCCAACCGAAGCGGUCUCGGGCCAACACUGGUGGCCAUGGACAUUGGAUGGGCGUGGCUGGUCCUAAUAGAGCGGCCGAUGUAGCUGACAGAGGUGCAUACAAUAAUAGUGGGCCAGAUAAUAGGUACAUGUAUCCAUCGGCAACUGGGUACAACUACCAGGUACAAGCUGGUUACAAUGCCAUAAGCCAAGCUCGUUACGAUCAGCAAACAAGCCAUGCAAGGCCUUAUCUUUAUCAAGAAAGUGUGGUGGCAGCUCCUGCUGCGCCUUACAGUGCCACCACAACCGGUUAUGGUGGAGUUUAUAUGGGCAAUGGACUGCAGUCUUCUCACCUUCCUCCUACAUAUCUUUAAGGAACGAGGAUACUUACAUGAACAAGAUACCAUAGUAACGAUAGAACUUAUCGCGUGAAAGCUGGCUGCUGCUGUAUAGCCUCGAUCUUGGUAAAGCUGGUUCUGAUUUUUCCUGUCAUUGCGUUGGCAUCUGACUCUACCUAAAGUUGAUGGUGAUCCUAACGUUAUUGGUUUCAGUGGAGUUAAUGAGCUUUGUUUUUCCUGUGAUAAAUGGUUUAAUCUUCUCUAC
Molecule: messenger RNA, 2140 nt
Organism: Nymphaea colorata (pocket water lily)
Lineage: Eukaryota; Viridiplantae; Streptophyta; Magnoliopsida; Nymphaeales; Nymphaeaceae
Product: FRIGIDA-like protein 3
Exons: 4
Coding region: 154-1911 (585 amino acids)
Source: RefSeq, a predicted model, not a curated record